AUGUAAUGAGACGACAUGCGUACAGUCGUAGUAGCAUCCUCACUCCUUGCCUGUAGCCUCGUCGCACAGGCUCAGCUCAUGCCACGCAAACCCUUCAGUCCCGACCACGCCGCGCGCUCAGGCGUACAAUUUAGAUACCAGCAGAAACCCAUCAUGGACUCAUCUCCCGCUAUUCAGCUUCCGCCCUCUUCAGACGGUAAUGCGCCCCCACCGCCUCCUACGGGCGACGUGAUUCUGUCCGACGUAAUCGGCAAUGAGCGCCGCAUCAACAUCUUCGCAGGCUUCACACGAGACAUCUCCACCGUUUCCGAUCGCCUCGACAACUCAUCCGAGAACACCACAGUCCUUGCACCUAUAAACUCCGCUAUUACGUCCCUGCCUAGAAAACCCUGGGAAGACCCGAGAGAAUAUGCUGCACUGGGCGCAAAUGCCUACGAAGGAGCGGACGGAGAAGACAGAGCGCAUAGAAAUCUGAGGAGAUUUACUGAGGCGCAUGUUGUGCCGCAAUCGCCUUGGAAGGAAGGCGACAAAGUAGCGACCGUUGGCGGCGCGAAGAUCUGGUGGGAAGUGGAAGAUGGCAAGGCAUAUGUCCAACCUGGCGAUGUGGAGGUGGAGCGAGUGGUCAGCAGAGUCAAGAAUGGAGAAGUUUGGAUUUUGAAAGGUGUGCUGAACUAUGCUCCUUGAGAAUAAGGCUACGUGUUACGAAAUCAUGAGAUGAUGAGAAUUACAAGCGCGGCUCGCAGUCCCCCGUACCGUGGAACUAAAGGCCUGGGGCUGACUACAAAUGGUCUUCAAAUGUCACAGGCUUCUGUGCCAGUGGGUACUAGAAGGAUAUUCAGGCCUGAGUGAGAAGAUCAAGUCGCUGUCCCAGAGCAAACUCUGGGUCGAACGCCAUCACAGUAACCUCAGUGGGCCAGAAGGCUUUUGCCUCCACACCAACACCUGCUAAAACUCGUCGCGCGAGACCAAUUGGACAUAACAUCGAUGCCUCGAUUCGGAACCUAUUGCUGCAACGGAUGGAACUGGCACAAGAUGAUGUGGGACGGCCUUAUACGCACAGCUAUAAAUUCAGUUCAUUGUCU
Messenger RNA from Pseudocercospora fijiensis CIRAD86, 1082 nucleotides. RefSeq lists its product as uncharacterized. The record is from RefSeq and is a predicted model, not a curated record. Bases 16 to 684 code for a protein of 222 amino acids. NCBI's taxonomy places the organism in Eukaryota, Fungi, Ascomycota, Dothideomycetes, Mycosphaerellales, Mycosphaerellaceae. The transcript has a single exon.